Molecule: messenger RNA, 4651 nt
Organism: Myripristis murdjan (pinecone soldierfish)
Lineage: Eukaryota; Metazoa; Chordata; Actinopteri; Holocentriformes; Holocentridae
Gene: sult4a1
Product: sulfotransferase family 4A, member 1
Exons: 7
Coding region: 111-965 (284 amino acids)
Molecular function (GO): sulfotransferase activity
Source: RefSeq, a predicted model, not a curated record
CGUCGGAACAAUCUCACCAUCACCAGCUCCCGUUUUGCUUUCAAUUCAGCCCGUUUUUUAUUUUAGAUUAUUAUUUUUACUAUUAUUCCCCGUCGCUGUUGGCUUCGAGGAUGGCGGAGAGCGAGGCAGACACGCCGAGCACGCCGAUUGAGUUUGAGAGCAAAUACUUCGAGUUUGAUGGAGUGCGGCUCCCACCCUUCUGCAGGGGGAAGAUGGAGGAGAUUGCCAACUUCUCCCUCAGAAGUAGCGACAUAUGGAUUGUCACCUACCCCAAGUCAGGUACCAGUCUGCUACAGGAGGUAGUGUAUCUCGUGAGCCAGGGAGCCGACCCCGAUGAGAUCGGCCUCAUGAACAUCGACGAGCAGCUGCCUGUUUUGGAGUAUCCUCAACCUGGCCUGGAUAUCAUACAGGAGCUGACGUCCCCCCGUCUGAUCAAAAGCCAUCUGCCCUACCGCUUCCUGCCCACAGCCAUGCACAACGGAGAGGCCAAGGUGAUCUACAUGGCGCGCAACCCUAAGGACCUGGUGGUGUCGUACUACCAGUUCCACCGCUCUCUCAGGACCAUGAGCUACCGGGGAACCUUCCAGGAGUUCUGCCGGCGCUUCAUGAACGACAAGUUGGGAUACGGCUCCUGGUUUGAACACGUUCAGGAAUUCUGGGAGCACCGUAUGGACUCCAACGUCCUCUUUUUGAAAUAUGAAGACAUGUACAAGGACUUAGCGACGUUGGUGGAGCAGCUGGCCAGGUUCCUGGGUGUUUCGUGUGAUAAGUCCCAGUUGGAGAGCAUGGUGGAGAGCUGUAACCAGCUCAUCGAGCAGUGCUGUAACUCUGAGGCUCUCUCCAUCUGCAGAGGUCGCGUGGGUCUGUGGAAGGAUAUCUUCACAGUGUCGAUGAACGACAAGUUCGAUGCAGUGUACAGACAGAAGAUGGGCAAGUCCGACCUGACCUUUGACUUUGGCCUGUGAGGAUCGCCUGAGACGCCCCCCUCUCUGCCCGUCAGCCCCCACCGCCACUGAUCAACUGCACCACAGUUGACAAACGCACGCCUCCUGCCAAGAAAGAAAAAAAAAAAAGUCACUACUUCGUCUUCAUUCAGUCAGUAAAUCAGUCACUCAAUCAGUCGCAAGAUUAAUUGUACAGUCUAACAGUGGCAUUACACUCCAAGACGUCUCCCACUUACAGUUUUCCUCCUUACUGAUCAAGUCAGCAAAUACCCACAAUCACACAUUUAUCGAUAAAUCAACAUGAAUUUAGACUUUAUUGAUAUUUCUCAAUGAAUAGUUAAACCAAACGACCCUCAGCCCUUACCUCCACAGUAUGUACCCACCGCUGCAUAUGUAUGUAUGUAUACUGAGUAGGAUUUGACCGAUAUGGGGUUUUGAAGGCCGACUGUGAUAUUUUUAGACUGAGGUAGUCGCCGAUAUUUUGUGCCGAUAUCAAAAUUCUUUAAAGUCCCCAUGAAAUGACCUCACAUGACCUCUACUUCCUGAAAAGCAGAGCAUCUUAAAUGGGUGUAAACUAAAAUCAUCUGAACCAAUAAAACCUCCGUGAAUCUUGAAACAUCCUCUCUCAUCCACCUAUCCCUUCAAAUGAAACUGUGUCUCUCUCCCAACUCUGAUUGGUUUGCAUCUGUGAAUGAUCCUUCCCUGCACCAUGUCCCGCCUAGACUUCCUGUCUCAACAGGAAAUACAACAAAUCAAGAAAGUAAGAGUCUAUUUCAUGGGGGUCUUUAAAGCGACAAUAAUUGAACUUAGAGUAAAACAUUUCGCCGUUUAAACCAUUUAGACUCAACUGAGGAAGCGUUAUGGAUGUGCACGUAAUUUAGUACUGUGGUAGGUUGGCUGGCCAAAAACUUAACCAUUAAAUUACGUUCUUAUUCUCUAUUUUUUUUUUUUUAGUUGAGUCAGUUGAGUCUAGAUGGUGUUCAUCUAAAUUGUCCUGUAAUGACGUUUUUAGGGUUAACUGCUCUUCAGACCUCUGCAUCCACUAUGUGAUAGGGAAACUCUUUAUGGGGCAAUUAAACUUAAUGUGCAGAGAAACCAUACCAAAGAACGAUGAGACAGAACCGCCAUCAUAUCGGAGGUGGAUGACCCCGACUGGUCGAGACAAUAUCGGCCUGAUAUAUUGGCAAAGCGGUACAUCGGUCUAAGUGAGUGUUGAGUGCUUUAGCGAUUCUUAUAUGCAGCAGUGGCUCCGAGCCAGGUAAAUGCAUGGAAGGUGACUGUAUGUGGAGAAGCCAAAAGCUGUACAGAGCAAACUUGUCAUGCCUAAUUCAACACAGCAGUCAGACAUCUCAUUCAGCUGGGCAAAGUGUUGUGUUGUGAUGAAGGAAUCGCUGGCCUCAUCGUUUUUGCUCACAGAGUUUUGUUAACGUGCUGUGGGAUCCUCGUUUGAGUAUGAGCUUUGUGUUUGUGAGUGUGUGUGCGUGUGUGUGUGUGUGUUAGAGAGAGCUUGUCAUGUCAUUGCUGAGCCAUAUCAUCAGAGUAACUCUCCACCAGGGUUCCCGUACUCACUUACGCCCCUUUUCCACCAAAAGAUUGAGAGGUCAAAGUUCUUGGGUCUUGUUUUUGGAAGAAGGUUCCUGGGUCAAAGCGAGGACCCAAAGCCCGAGGACAUCAAACUUAGUGGAAAUAAGCAGGAGUUGUCUAGUCAUCCUGUGCGUGACUGACAACAGUAAAACAGCUGAUGUUAUAGUCUUAAUUAUUUACCACCUUGCUGCUGUGAUGUUGCAUUCGGAUUUGGAGACGAGACAUGCGAAGGUCGAAAGUGAGAUUGAGGAUGUUGGAAAAGCUAGAGCUGAGGUUGGGUCUGGGUUCGACUCUGACCCAGGCCCUUUGCUUCAUGUCCUGCUCUGUCUCUGCCCGGUCUCCAUUGUUUCUGUGUCUAAUCAAGUCAGAAAUGUCUCAAAAAAUAAUUUAAAGUAAAAUAUUAAUACAGUGGCAUAGGCAGGAGUUCUAGGCGUUGGAGGUUGGACGCUGAAAACAGCACUGGGUGUCCAAAUUUGACGCUCAGGGACACAGUCCACAUGCGGACCCUUAUCAGGUUUAAGGCACUUUUCAAACAUGUUGCUGAAACAAAUGUCCUAAAACUGUCUUGAUACAAGCCCUCAUCUUGCCUGAAACUCUGAUGGGAUUCAUAAUAACGCUUACUAAAUAAACCCUGAUAACUGACUAAACCUAACUAAUCCACACGGUCUGUGAUCCUGAGCCUCAAAUUCGGACACCCAAAGCUACCUCUGACGUCUCGAGCUCCUGUAUUUGACGACUCAGGAGUGAGACCAUGCUGGCUUUUACGUAGAAUAAUGGAGAUCAACUGUGAUGUGGAGUGCAAUCGCAUGGUACAGACGAACGGUAUGUUUUUCUCUCAGUCGCUUGCCAAAUCUCUAGAUAGGGCGAUCUUUUAAUAAUAUGCUUGUGGUCGCCCACUAAUGUAGUCAAAAACAUAGAGGCUGAAACUUUUUGCGCUACUUGGGUUAAUCAAUCAGGGAUGUCCAGCACUAAAAAUCCACCUUGAGAGCCGCUCGGGUCUGGAAAAGUACGACCUUGAUUGCAGGCAUGGGGUCAGGAGCCGGUGGAAACAGGGCUAAGAGUCCCUGGUUCCUCAAAAGGAGACCAGCGGACAGCUCCUUUGGUGGAAAAGGGGGUUAUUUGACAUCAGAUUCAAGGACUUUUCACAGAGAUGUUUAGUGAAAGUCGAGAAAAUCAAGAAAUCCUGGUGUGGUCAUUCACUUUUAAACUGCUGCUGUAUCAACACAAAUGUCCAUCACAGCAUUUUCCUCAGGAUGUGAGGUGUUGAUUCGAGGACUCGGAGAAUGAGAGAAAGAGAGAGAGAGAGAGAGAGAGAGAGAGGCGUACUGAUGAAUUCGGGUGCUAUAUUUUAAUUAAAAAAAAAAAAAGGCCCUUCAUUCCUUUUGAGAAACGUUCAAGGCCUUAUCUUCUCAAAUACACAUACUUUCAAGGAUUUUUCCAGACCUGUCAGGAACCUGCCACCUCCUGUGUGUAUAACCACUGUCGUCUGCGGUGGCUGGUGUUGUUUCAGGUCAGUCUCUCUCUCUUCUCCCCAGAAAUGUCAGGUUUCAGCUGCAGGAGAGGGCGGAGUGUGAACUCCCUACCAGCAUUAUCUGUAUUCUCCAACAUCUACUGUAGUGUCACGACACCACUGGCAGUAUCUGGAAUUGCAUAAUUAACCGGAAGCAUCAACGCAGCACUUAACAAACCCCGAUAUAGAGAGAGGGUCACGUCUUUCCCAUAUUGCCCAGAGCUUGUUUUCCCUGCGCUUCUUCUUCCUCCUCCUCCUCUUCCUCUGGUUCCACACACACAGUCCGGUCCCUGUGCUCUGCCAGACACUUGUGAAUGUCUCUAUUGUGUGGAUGUAAACGACAAACCUCAGCAGACGCGCGUCACACAGGCUCUUAACCCUGCCACAGGUUUUACGACUGCUCCUCCUCUCAUUGUUCUUUCAAAGUGUCACUCUGUUUACAACCGUCGGCAAGGCUUUCGACUGCCCCAUCUCUACAUGCAGGUGUUUUAUAGUUUGUUUGGGUUUUAUACAUGCCUCUUUCUUUCUUUUUCCUUUUUUUCUGGACAUCUUGCAUUGUAUUUUACAUGCUUUGCUUGCUGGUUUAUUAAUAAAGUUGUGUCUUCAGGCAGUG